Molecule: messenger RNA, 4823 nt
Organism: Electrophorus electricus (electric eel)
Lineage: Eukaryota; Metazoa; Chordata; Actinopteri; Gymnotiformes; Gymnotidae
Gene: vezt
Product: vezatin, adherens junctions transmembrane protein
Biological process (GO): cell-cell adhesion
Cellular component (GO): plasma membrane
Molecular function (GO): myosin binding
Source: RefSeq, a predicted model, not a curated record
UGCGCGCUUGUUGGACGCGUAUGUCGGACAAGAGCUAUGACUGAGGAUUUGGACGAAGAGGUUGUGUUCGAGAACUCUCCGCUGUUCCAGUAUUUACAGGAUCUAGGACACACCGAUUUUGAGGCAUGUUCACCCAUCUCUCAGCUGCAGGAGGAGGAGCUAAGUGCUGGGGUUCGGGAGGGUCCCCUCCCCCAGGACACCCCGCCCCCUUCCAGGAUGGGUGGUAUUUGGAGGCUGGCUGAGAUUCUGUGGCGUCUCGGCCCGUUCCAUCAGCACAGUGCCCCCCUGAGGCUGGAGCAGCAGCUGGACACUGGGUUUCGUCAGUACGCUCUGCGCUGUGUACUGUCUCAGGACGUGGUCUUGCAGGAGGAUGUGGAGCUGAUCGAGCUGCUGGACCCUAGCGCUCUGUCUCUGGGCUCAACUAGUAUUGUCUGCCCCAGUGCCAGCACAGCUCUGCCCGCACCCCGCUACUUCUCAUCACCUUCUAUGUGGGAAGUCUCUAUAUUUGUCGGACUGCUGGCCGUCCUGCUUGCAGCCUGGUGCUCUUGUGCGGAGGAAGGGCAGGUCCUGCUGUGGCUGUGUGUGGGCGCACUGGGUGUGUGUUGCGGUGCGUCUCUGUGGCGGAAGGCACGGAUGCAGCGGCUGGUCCAGCGUCACGCUGCCCAGCUAGAGAGCCUGGUGAUCCACAGCCGCGCUCUCACCAGCCUGGCGCGCAAAUCCCUCCGCCUCAUCCAGGAGACGGAGGUCAUCUCCCGCGGAUUCACCCUUUUACUCGACAGGGUGAGUGCGGCCUGUCCCUUUAACAGGGCGGGGCAACUGCGCAGCCAGCAUCUGAUUGGUCUGAGAAAAGCGGCCUAUCAGAGUCUACGGUGUGCGUUCCGAGCCUCCCGCCUCGCCACUUGCAUUAUGCUCAAGUCGUUCCCGCUGAACUCUGAGAUCGACAACGUCACAAACUAUGUCUCCACUGUACCAAUCAGAGAGCUGGGCCUUGGCCUGGGGGCAGAGCAUCUCUCUGAUGAGCAGGCUCAGGAGCUGACCAAUGAUUACAGCCUGCCUGCCCUGAAGCUCCUGUUUCAGUUGUGGGUGGGGCAGAGCUCGGAGUUUUUCCGCCGACUGGCUCUGCUUUUGUCAUCGGGGAGGGAGGAGCCAGAGCCCAAGCCUCGCCUGCUGGCUUACCACAGCGUGGCCGCAGUCACCGGCUCCCUCCGGCCCAGCCUGGCUGACUGCCUUCACGACCUGCAACGCAGCUAUGAUUUCCAUCGUUACUUCGAGAUGCAGCACCAGGCGCAAUCGUCAGGCCGGGCGAACCACGCCCGCCAGAAAUGCCGGGAGCUUAACACUCUCCACACGUCCGUGCGGAGCUUGCAACUGCACCUCCGGACGCUGCUUAGCGAGGUGAUCAUCCUGGAGGACGAGCUUGAGAAGCUGAUGGUCGCCAAGGAGACAGAGGAGGUGACGUGCGCGGGCUACCAGGAGCUGCGGGAGCGGCUGCACCUCUUGGAGCCACACAUGCAGGCCAGCUCCUGCUGCUGGGAUGACGUGGCCUCACAGGUCGAGCACAUGGUGCGCCGCAUCACCGGCUGCCCAGGAAGUGCAGAAGGUCCAGAGGAAGCAGCUGACCCUGCCCCAGCUCCUCCUGCUCCCGUCACACACAUAGAGGACAGAGACCCUGUCCCAGAGGAACAGGAACUGGAGGCAUGCGUCUCCGACUCGGACUCUGACACGGAGUGGGGCGGGGCCGUGGACAUGCUGUCGCCAUGGGAUCGGGAGCGGCAGCGUCACGAGAGGGAGGAGUCGAGGAGGGUUUUACUUGAGCUGAAGUCUGUCCUGGGGAUUCGAACGUCGGAAGGGGAGAGAGACAAAUGCAAGCUGUUGCUGUUCAGCGACCAAGCUGCCUUAACACAGGUUGCUAUGGAACCUCUUGCCAUCCCAGAAUCCUCAGCGGUUCCAGACUGCACCGACUUCACGGCAACAGCAGGUAACCACGUCUGCCAGCAGGUGCCGGAAGAGGAUGUGAACGAGGAAGCCGAGGAGGCGAAAGACGCAAAGGAGGACGGAGGGAAAGAAAGGCCAGUGACUGAAUUCUGUUGCGGAGGCACCGAAAGCACUAGAGAAACCCAGGAUAAGGGAAGCGGGCAGGCCGUGUCAGAAGGGCUGCAGUUCUACCAAUCAGAUGGACUGAUUGAUGAGGAGGCAGGGCAGGAUGGGACACACCCCCUCACUCCCAGAGUCCCAACCCUUUCAGUGAUUGAGAGGCUGACGGAACUGCAUGGCUCAGAAGCUCUUAGUUUUGGUUCUGCUCUGGCUGCCCAGGUAGCUGCUCGCUCCCACAACUUCACACACCUGCAGGAAUGCACCUAUGAGGACUCAGAGGAGGAGGAAGAGGAAGUGACAUCACAGCCAGAGAAAGACAUGGAAGGGAGGUGUUGAAGGACGAACAUCGAUGAACUGUUUUACUGCAAAGAGGUUAUUUAUUCCCAUCAACUGUAGAUUUAUUUAUUCAGCUUGUUUCAGGAGACUGGCAUCAAUGGAUGUAGCUGGUGUAAGAGUGAGUGAGUGAGUGAGUGUGUGUGUGUGUGUGUAAUCCAUCCAUCCCUCUUUCUCUCUGUAUGCCUCAGGUACAGGCUAGCACAUACAGACACAGAAUCCUACAUUAAUCUAUAAAAAUGCAUAUACACACACACACAGCUCAUAAUUUACAUUUAAUGCUGGUUACCUGUCCGCAUACAUGUGCAUUGUCGCUGUGUGUGUGUGUGUUGACGGACCUUGGUCAGUGUUUAUAAAUACAUGCCGUGCAGGCCGGCAGAAACGAGCACUUGAUUUGGCCACUCCUCUUGUGCUACAUUUCAGAAGGCCACCGUCUUUCAGAAGAGGCCCACUGGUUCAACUCUCUCAACGUUCUGCUGUGGUGUUAUCUGGGAUAUCUGUGGGUGUCUCCUCACCCUGCCACUCACAGAAAUGAGAUUUUGGAAUGGAUUUUCACUCCCUUAACAAAUGACAUCAUAGACAUCCAACAUAAAUCUUAUAAUUUAUUAACUUAAAUUGUUGCUUCUAAUUUUUUCUAACAUAAGUAAAUCAUUUUGACAUAUUGGAUUGGCUGGUAAUGAACGGUAGUUUUUGUGCUCACAUGUAGCUCGACUUUUCAAAUGUGUCCUAGCACAACGAUAAUCAUAACACACACUGAAACAAAACACACACAUGAGUCUUAUGUAAUGGUUAAUAUGAUAUUAACAAUAGCUUUUGGAGAAACCAGAGCCCACAUAACUACCUCAGUAAUUUCCAUGCGUCCAUUUAUUACCUUUGAUCAUUAAAUAAAGGACGUGCUGGAUCGAUGUUUCUCAUCCCUGUAUCCCAGAAUCUUCUAGACAGUCCUCGGUUUUUGCUCUGACCCAAGUACCAGUAUAACUGUCAGGUAUACAGUGUUCUUAACUGUUGGAAGUAGGGGUUUGAAAUAUGGCAAAAAAAAAAAUUGAUUCAUUUUCACAAUACCAAAUAUAUCAUGAUAGCAUGAUAUUUACUUUUUUCUGACAUUUCCUAAUGAAUAGUCACAAUGAGCCUGUGGUGGUGCUUUUUAAUUGCUAUCAAAAAGUGUACAAUAAUUGUUCAGUCUUUUCCAGUAUGUAAACUGUAAAAUUAAAUAUCUCGUUAAAGAAUAGCUAAAUAUUUAAUGGCAUAUAAGGUACUUGCAUUACAUACAGGCACAUUAUUAUUAUUAUUAAUAAGCUGUUUAAAUUCAAUAUUAGUUACUGAUAACAUUAAUUAUUAACAAUUACUGCUGUGAUGCCACUAAUUGUGCACCUUUUCCCAAUUCGUCUGAAUCUUGUUCCUGGUAGUGUGCAGCUGGUCAGUGUUCUGGAAGCCCUCAGUCCUGUCUCUGUGCCCUGAUGUGUUCAGGAACGUGUAUUACGAUACAAGGUAUUGUGAUGAUACUGGGGUAAAGCAAAAAUGGGGACUGCCUGGUUGAGUCCAAAGACUGUCUUGAGAAACACUGGUCAUCAUAUAUGGUGACUCAUUCAGGAGCAGUUGGCUACGUUUAGAGUAAGUUGUAGGGGUGUUUGCGAGAUGGUUAGAGUUAAGUGUAGGGUUAAGUAUACCCUGACCAAAAUUUCAUUGGAAUACAUUAUUGGAACCAUAAUCAACUUGAUUUAGUUUUAAUUACAUGUGCUUCUUAUGCUUUUUUUUAUUGGUCAUCCUUUCGUCCACAAGGUGGCACUGGUAAACUGGUUAAUCCUAGCAUUUUGUUGUUGGAAAAGGGACCUAUUUGAGAAGGUAAUCACUCGGUAUGAAUACAGGCAGUGCACAAAACCAAAGCCGUUACCUCCUAAAAAUCACUGCCUGCUUCUCAGUUGAAAUCUGUAGUAGCCAUUAUUAUUUGAGUAUUCUUUUUGUAAAUAAAGUUUAAAAAUUUCAGCGGAGCAGUAAAUAAACCUUAGUAACAAACAGUUGAUAAUAUAAUGCAUGCCUUAAACACGAUUCAUUGGUCCCACAAGUGUGUGACUUGGCCCUGCCCAGAGGUUUCUGAAGUUCUGGAGAAAUCAUGGCGACAAUAAUUGCAUCAUAACCUGUGUGUAUUUGCUAAUUCUUUUGUGCAUCUGUUAGUGCUUUUGAACUUGUUCCCCGGUGCAUUCAUUUUUUAAUGUUCAAAACCUCCUCCAAAAAACAAACAAAAAAAACACCGUGACUGUGAGUGAAUGAAUGCGUGCAAGAUUGUCUGUGUUCUCACUCGGCAUCAACUAAGCCUUUUCUGAUGCUUGUAAAAAAAAAUUUUUUUUGCACUUCAAACAGCAAACAAAUUCAUUUGUGAAAUAAAGUUCCCAAAUUCA